Molecule: messenger RNA, 762 nt
Organism: Paramuricea clavata
Lineage: Eukaryota; Metazoa; Cnidaria; Anthozoa; Malacalcyonacea; Plexauridae
Source: the annotation of a GenBank genome assembly
AUGGCCAUCCAUCCCAACAAGACUAAGGUCAUGCUUAUUGGAUCACGACAAAAACUUUCAACCAUCAACGAACCGCUCAAUGUUUCUAUCUGCGGAACCACCAACUCCCAAACAACCUGCGAAAAACUACUUGGUGUGCACAUGGAUGACUCACUCACAUGGAACACCCAUAUUUCUCACGUUAUCAAGAAAUACAACAACAAACUUGAACUUGUGAAACGAGCCAAACCUUACCUUACACCCAAGCUCCUCCUUCUCCUUUAUAACAGCAUAGCAAAGCCAACACUCGAGUACUGUUGUAGCGUUUGGGGUAAUUGUAGUACAGACGCUCUUGGACGUGUAACAUCUGCCCAAAAACGUGCCGCGAGGAUUCUACUAAACGCUGAUUACACUAUCCCAUCAAUAACCUUAUUCAAAGAAAUCAACCUUAUCCCAAUUCAUGACACCAUUCGCCACCGGAUCCUACUACAGACGUUCAAAUGCAUACAUAACAUCAGUCCACCAUGCCUCAGCACCCUCAUGGAAAAACCAACCCACCACCAUUCAACAAGAGCUAUUGCGAAUAAUAAUGUCCACAUCCCAAAAGCAAGAUCUAACGCAGGAAAACGACGAUUUUCAUUUAUAGCAUCUACCUUAUGGAACAAUUUCCCUAAAGAGGCAAAGAAAAUAACAUCGCAGCCGUCAUUCAACACAUAUUGCAAGAGUUACUUUAGUCAGAAACUCGUGAGUUCAACUAAACUUAACAGCAUAAGGCUUUAUUAA